Messenger RNA from Hydatigera taeniaeformis, 1161 nucleotides. Lineage: Eukaryota; Metazoa; Platyhelminthes; Cestoda; Cyclophyllidea; Taeniidae. The record is from the annotation of a GenBank genome assembly.
AUGCGAAAGUACAAGUAUCUGGUUGAUGAGGGGAAAAAAACGGCAAGUCCCAGCGUUGCAAGUCCUGUGCAUCUACUUUGCACUGGAGGUAUGCUUUGGGCGAAUUCCCUUUUGGUUCCAUCAAAGCUUUUUAAUCUGGACUCAAUGCCACGACAGUACUGGUGCGGGGGCUUAGACCUACAGACAUCAAACAGUUCAUCCAAGUCUCUUGUCUCUGCAGGUGUGUCUGCCGAUCAAGACGUGUUGACUUCUGUUCGAUUCCAGCUCGAGAAGUUAUUCGAGGUUUUCCGCGUGCUUGAAGUACCUUCUCGUGACCCUAUUUCCACUUAUACUAUCGUUCGCCCCCCACCAAGAGGUUGGAGUCACUCCCAGCAGGUCUUCUCCCCAGAACCGCCUUCUACCACCCCCUCUGCUUCCUCUGCCACUAAUCCUACACGCGGUGCCCUCCUCCCUUGUCCCGCUCUAACUGGUUCCUUCUCCCUUCCUCUUAAACCCUCUCCCAUUCCUUCCCAUCCCGCGGAAUACAUGCUCCUUACGCCUCGUGCCCUCUGGCCCGGCGAUUUGACUAGUUUUAGAGAGGUGGGGGGUAACAGCAGUGUCGUAGGCAGCGGAGGUAAUGAGAAAGGAUCCUUCCUCGACCCACACCUUGCUGCAGCCUUGCUUAAACUUUGGUUGCGAGAAAUGGCAACCCCUCUGGUCCCACCCGCAAUGACUGUAGAGGUCUUCGCCGCGGCAGUUGAAGCAGAGUCCUUUGAGAAGUCGGUGGGAGUAGCGACGCUGGGUGCGGAGCCGAUUGAGAAGUGCUGCGCUAUGGUGCGACGUCUGCCGGGCAUUAAUCGCAGAGUGCUGCUUUAUCUCAUCAAGCUGUGCCAGCACUUGGUGCGCCCAGAGAAUGCUUGCACAUCGCUGAUGGACGCGCGCAAUUUGGCCACCGUAAUCGCACCCAAUCUCUUCCGCUCAGCCUCCAAUAAUCCCAGCGAGCUGCUAAAUUCGGUGCAAUCACAGACUACUUUUACGCGUCUCCUCAUUUGCCACCUUAAUGUGGACGCUGAAGCUGCUUUAUUGAACGCCACAGCUCCGGACGCGGCAGUGGAAGCGGACUACGAGGCGGAGACGGUGGCAGAGGAUGUUUCUUGCAACUUUCACCCGCCUCCUCUCUAA